This is a messenger RNA of Bombyx mori (domestic silkworm), 885 nucleotides long. RefSeq lists its product as uncharacterized. The record is from RefSeq and is a predicted model, not a curated record. Bases 1 to 885 code for a protein of 294 amino acids. Lineage: Eukaryota; Metazoa; Arthropoda; Insecta; Lepidoptera; Bombycidae. The transcript has a single exon.
AUGACAACCGUAACGGAGAAAGAGCACGUAGAAGAUCAGAGGCCUGCAGAGUUGUUUCGGGUCGGAGUUAGAGUGCCGCCAUUUUGGCCCGAGGAGCCGGAGAUAUGGUUCGCGCAAGUAGAAGGACAAUUCGCGAUAUCCGGCAUUACAUCAGACACCACGAAGUUCAACUACGUGAUUGGACAACUUGACCAUCAGUUCUCGAAGGAAGUGAAAGACAUUAUCAUCUCACCACCAGCCACAGAUAAGUACGAGAAGCUAAAGUUAGAACUUAUCAAACGGCUUAGCGCUUCGCACGACAAGAAGGUGAAACAGCUGCUAAUGCACGAAGAGUUAGGCGAACGAAGGCCAUCACAGUUCCUUCGCCACCUACAAAGCUUAGCUGGGCCCACUGUGCCCGAAGAGUUUGUGAAGACUAUCUGGACCAGCCGUCUGCCGCGCAACAUCCAGACCGUGAUCGCCGCUCAACCUACCUCGUCGCUAGAGGUACUUGCUGAUUUGGCCGACAAGAUACAAGACAUCGCCACUCCUACACCUCAAGUCGCAGCAGCUCAAGCAGGACCCGGGUCCACCAUGGACGCUAUGGCACGAGAAAUCGCUGAGUUACGUAAACAGUUACAAAAUUUAUCAUCGCAGUUAAACUCGCAGGACCGGCGGUCUCGCUCCACACAACGCCGUGACCGUAGCCGAUCAAUGACCAGGUCCGUAUCCAACUACCGCAGAUUCCCGGAAUGUUAUUAUCAUUUCAAAUUCGGUAGCAACGCAAGAAACUGCAUAAAACCAUGCGACUUCGAGCCGGAAUCUCGAGAUAGUAGUCCAAGAAGAAUCCCGGGAAAAUCUCGGGAUCCCGGGAAAAAUUCGGAAAACUCCAGGGGUGGUCAGUAA